CACAACAUAAUACAUUUGUUUAUCUUUUGCAGGUCAAGAAUGCUACCUCGUCCUGUUUGGAUGGCAGUCACACAAAUUGUCAUGGUUGUAAUUUACUUUCUCUUUGCUUCUGGUCUCAACGGCACACUUUAUGCUUCAACUGCAUUACUUGGCAUCUGCUACGGUGUCCAAUUCUCCGUGAUGGUUCCAACUGCAUCUGAACUAUUCGGGCUGAAGCAUUUUGGACCUAUUUAUAAUUUCAUGUUGUUAGGUAAUCCCCUUGGAGCACUUCUAUUUUCAGGUUUUUUGGCAGGAUAUGUGUAUGAUAAUGAAGUAGAAAGGCAGCAUGGUAAUUUUGUGAACAGUUUGAGAAAUACUUGCUUGGGGCCUAAUUGCUUUAGACUCACAUUUGUGGUUUUAUCGGGGGUUUGUGUGCUGGGAACGGUGCUGAGCACAGUGUUGACGAUGAGAAUAAAGCCUGUGUAUCAAAUGCUAUAUGCUGGUGGUUCAUUAAGGCAACCUCGCAGUUCAAAUCUUCGAGAGCGGCAUUCUGCUGGAAUUUAGGAGUCUUAUUAUUGCGAGUGGUUUGCAAAAUUUCGUUUAAUUAUAUAAGUUUAAGAAGCCAUAAAGAGUUAUGAUCCCUAUGGAAGGGGGUUUUCUAAUCUCGGACUACUCUGGAAUUGACUUCUAGAGAGAGCUUACACUGGAAUCUAAAGUAAAGCAUUUGGAAGUGUUUUGUUGUCUCCGUCGCCUUCUUCUUUACUAUAUCAGUAAGAUUUAAAUUACGUUUGUUUGUAGGAAAAAAGAUACUGGAGCAUCGAUGUUGUAUCAUCUUACCCUAAUUUCUGUAUGAAUUUACGUCUACCUGUUUCUUACUUU
Messenger RNA from Asparagus officinalis (garden asparagus), 858 nucleotides. Its product is annotated as protein NUCLEAR FUSION DEFECTIVE 4-like. The record is from RefSeq and is a predicted model, not a curated record. Gene Ontology annotation, biological process: transmembrane transport. The transcript has a single exon. Lineage: Eukaryota; Viridiplantae; Streptophyta; Magnoliopsida; Asparagales; Asparagaceae. Gene Ontology annotation, cellular component: membrane. The annotation marks the transcript as partial. Gene Ontology annotation, molecular function: transmembrane transporter activity.